CCUGCACACAGCUGCCGCCUCCAGGACUCUGCGUCUGUGAGCCGCGUACGCUCGCUGGCUGCCUUUAGGCACAGCGUGAGGCAGGCGCCACAGCUCGCGCACGCGAGGUCCUCGGAACGCGGGAAAGGUGGGACUGACGGCAGCGGGACUUCGGGAAGCGAGCCGGAAGUACGCGAGAGGCGAAGGGCGCGCGCUUCCGGCCGGUGCGUGGACGACGGCCUGGCCGCCAAGUGCUGUCCCUCGGUGGGCUGUGGUCCUGUGCUCUGUGGGCCGCCAGGGUUCCGCACCGUGUGCCGUCCGCUCGACCCGAGGUCUUCAGUUUCCGCCAGGUCUGGCCGUCGGCUGUGACGACAAUGAGCAACAAAGAAGGAUCAGGAGGAGGGUUCAGGAAAAGGAAGCACGACAAUUUCCCACAUAACCAGAGAAGGGAAGGGAAGGAUGUUAACUCGUCUUCACCUGUGAUGUUGGCCUUCAAAUCCUUUCAGCAGGAACUUGAUGCAAGACAUGAUAAGUACGAGAGACUUGUGAAGCUUAGUCGGGAUAUAACUGUUGAAAGCAAAAGGACAAUUUUUCUCCUCCAUCGAAUUACAAGUGCCCCUGAUAUGGAGGAGAUAUUAAUUGAAUCAGAAGUAAAGUUGGAUGGUGUGAGACAAAAGAUAUUACAGGUAGCCCAAGAGUUAUCAGGAGAAGAUAUGCAUCAGUUCCACCGAGCCAUUACUACAGGAUUGCAGGAAUAUGUAGAGGCUGUCUCUUUUCAACACUUCAUCAAAACACGAUCAUUAAUCAGUAUGGAUGAAAUUAAUAAACAGUUGGUAUUUACAACCGAAGACAAUGGGAAAGAAAACAAGACUCAGCCUUGCUCUGAUGCACAGGACAAGCAGUUUGUUACUUGGAGAUUGAAAAUCACACCGGUUGAUUACCUUCUGGGAGUGGCUGACUUAACUGGCGAGUUAAUGCGGAUGUGUAUAAACAGUGUGGGCAAUGGUGACAUUGACACCCCCUUUGAAGUGAGCGAGUUUUUGCGUCAGGUUUACGAUGGGUUUUCCUUCAUUGGCAAUACUGGACCUUAUGAGGUUUCGAAGAAGCUAUAUACCUUGAAACAAAGCCUGGCUAAAGUGGAAAAUGCUUGUUACGCCUUGAAAGUCAGAGGUUCAGAAAUCCCAAAACAUAUGCUGGCAGAUGUGUUUUCAGUUAAAACAGAAAUGAUCGAUCAAGAUGAGGGUAUUUCUUAGAAUAAUGCCACUCAUUUCGUGAGAACUCCUAAGAGAGACCAGUUUGUACAAGACUGUUAAGUGUUUAAUUUGACUUUAUUGUGGCUUUUAUGUAGAAAUGUUUUCAGUUGUACUUGUUCUAAAUUGUAUACAAGCUGUACAUAAAGUUAUCUAAAUGAGUCAUUUUGUAUAUCUUAAAAUUUGCAUACAAAUUUUUGCAUCUAUGCCUGUGUGAACUAUUUGCUGGCUCACCAUCAUUUACCUUUGUUAUGCAAACAUGCUUUGGAUUGCACUUUCUGCCACAUCUGUGUUAAUUUACUUCGUGUGAAUUUUGGAGUGGUAGUUGUUAGAAGCCAUUUCUAAUUUAAGCUGGUAACUUUGAAUAUAUGUUAAUCAUCUCUUAGUUAAGCUCUGCACUUGAGCUUCCUGUUUAAAUUUCCUGGUGAUAUUGUGCCACACCUCUAAAAUAGGAUUAUUUUGUGGAACAAGAAUUAAAAAUAAGCUUCCAAUAUUUUCAAGUACAAGUUUAUGAAGUAUUAUAGUAAAACUUUACAUUAUGGUAUGACUAAUUUUAGGCCAUUUGAAUUUGUCUGAACUAGCCUCCCAGAAAAACUUACAGCCAUAAUUUCUUCAUUUAAUUUUUGUUCAUUGAAGAACUGAUGGGAAAGUGGAGCUAAUGUUAUAAUGCUUUCACUGGUAAAGCUGAGUUGAUUUGUGUAUAGAACUGGAAGUGAUGAUUCUGUUACCAUUGUAUUGUUAUUAGGCAUGUUUGGAGGCCUUCCUAGUAUAACAUCUAUGAGAAAUUAAAUAAUCCUAAUACAGUUUUGAGAUACUAAAUUAAUCCAACAAUUGUCCUGUGGCAUUAACUGAUAAAUGAGAGUUGCCAAAGAAAGUUUAUGUACAUUUCAGCAAUAAGAUAAUUAUCCACACAGUUGAGAACAGCAGUGGUAGUCUCUGGUAAUAUUUAGAAUUGGAAUUUGUAUACAGAGAUUAGUUGUUGAUUAUAAUUUGUGAUGUGAAAUUGCCUGGAACAUAACACUGUUGACCCACAACUAGGCAUCUAUAAUUGGUGUGUGAAUUCUGAGAAUCUAGAUACUAAAUUUUAUUUUUGUAAAUUUCAGUGCUCUGUUUGUAAGGGCUGAUUAUUUUACAAUGUAAUUUUCCAAAACCUACCACCUAAAGGAAAAUAAAACAUGAACAUGCAUAUGAAAUUAGUUUGCUUGCUGCUGGUUGCUUUGAUGAUGGUGGAGAUUUUUGGUUUUCAUAUUCUGUGGUACAUUGUUGAGAUGUAGUCGGUCCCAUUGCAUAUCUUCUGUUUGUUCUAACUUGAAGCAAGUUUAUAAUGGUAUAAUGUUAAAUGUAAACUAAUAACGGAUUGAAGAAUGUUUUACGGAUGUUGAAAACUGUAUUCUUUUGAAUAAAAUACUAAAAUAUGGAA
Ochotona princeps (American pika) is the source of this 2649-nucleotide messenger RNA. RefSeq names its product translin associated factor X (gene TSNAX). Lineage: Eukaryota; Metazoa; Chordata; Mammalia; Lagomorpha; Ochotonidae. Gene Ontology annotation, cellular component: cytoplasm; nucleus. Gene Ontology annotation, molecular function: sequence-specific DNA binding; RNA binding; RNA endonuclease activity. The record is from RefSeq and is a predicted model, not a curated record. Bases 354 to 1232 code for a protein of 292 amino acids. The transcript has 6 exons.